Physcomitrium patens is the source of this 2792-nucleotide messenger RNA. RefSeq lists its product as uncharacterized. The record is from RefSeq and is a predicted model, not a curated record. Gene Ontology annotation, cellular component: chloroplast. Lineage: Eukaryota; Viridiplantae; Streptophyta; Bryopsida; Funariales; Funariaceae.
CAGGUGGGUAUCUCCAGAUUUUGACACAGGAUUGUGGGACGUGUGACAUUCCUUUCUGCGGAGCGAGCUUUCCGGUGAAGAUUGCUGCGAAAGUUAGCUUGAGGAAGUGAAACGUGGAGAGCGGUUAUGUGUUGGCGCGGGUUUUUAAGGUCGUUGAAUCUGGAAGCUGCGGAGAAAGUUUAGAGAGCAGGAGCAAUGAUUUUUCUGUACAGGGGUGAACUCCACAAGGUUUCUGGGAUCACGCGCCAGUGGUCAAUCCCAAAACCGACCAUCUCGCUAUCUGCAUUUAGGCAGGCGCUCGAGAAACGAAAUGACGCUCUGCGCAGUAGCUCGCUAACCUCUGACUUUCCGACUCCCUGUUUGACGCGCCAAGACACUUGCGUCUCUGGCUCCCACAAUGUUUCACCCUCACAUGUUCAUGCGAGAGAAGGGCCCAGAGAUGAUCCAGAGACGGAUAUUGGACAAGAAGGGCGUGGAGAGAGCGACGGUCUAGUGAAAUCAGAUUACAUGGACGAGGAUAUUCCUGAGGAGGCAGAGGAUGGGGAAGACAGGAGUAAGUAUGGAGGAAAGACUCGACAUGGGGGCUGCGAAGGGGAGGGAUACAGGGACUUAUGUGCAACUGCGGAAGAUUCUUCUGAUCGGCUUCUAUCAAGAGGUCAGUCCUCUGAUGACAAUGAACUGCAAUUCGAAACUAAACUAGAGAGCGAUGAACCUGCAGAUUUGGAAGAAGACAUGGAUAGGAAAGAAAGAAAGAAGAGAAAACGAGAGGAAACUUCUCUUGUUGAUGUGAGGAAGGGUAAGGUGAAGGUGAAGGUUGAUGAGGAGGUUUUAGUGGGUGGUACGCCUGUCGCCGUUGAGCCCAUGGCGCUUGACUCAACAGGAGCAGGUGAGGAGAUGGAAUUGGACCAAAAGGUUGUGGAUAAAGUGGUUGGGAUUGGGGAUAACAGUGAAAUCGAAAACACUAAAAAAGAGGGAUCCGAUGCUAAUCUAGGAUUGGCUGUGGAAGAGGAUGAUGGUCAGAUAGAAGUGAAUGAUGUUGAACAAGGAGAUUUUGUGAGAGUGGAAGCACCUUCUACACCACCCGUACAUUCCGAGGAGUUAAAUUUUGGAAAGCCUGUGAUAGGAAGGGACCUCGCUGAAGAGGCUAGGGAAAAAACAGACGCAGGAGGUGGCAAGAAAGCAGAGUUGGAGGCGAAGCUCGAGAAACUAACCGCAGAAAAGCACCACCUUGUACAAAUGUUGAAGCAGGUGUUGAGCACUGAGAAGGUGUCAAAGAAAAAGGUUCUGAGUGCAUCACAGUCUCCAUCUGCUCCGGGGCCCUCAUCUGCGUCUCAAGAUAUCCCAAGUAGUACUGACUUGCCUGCUGCGCCUAUCGUGCAAUCAGAGAUCGCUAUUGCAAGCGGCGCUGAAGUCUCACAUAAAGUAGAUGUGCAUAGUGCGUCAGGUCAUUCACAGAUUCGGUCUCACAAGCUUGGGCGUCAACUUAACACUUCACGGGUCGUUCAGGUGUUAAGCAGUGAAGAGGAGUCAAAGAAGAAGGUUCAGAAUGCGUCACAAUCACCACCUGCACCUGGGCCUCCGGCUACUUCUCAGGCAGCUUCUAUUUGUGCUGAUGUAGCUGCUGCCCCGAUCGUGCAGUCGGAGACUGCCGUUGCGAGUGGUGCUGAAGUCCAGGCUUCAACUGAUCUUGAGGAAGGGGAAUUGGAGUAUGCAAGGACACCAAGUCCACCAUCAGCCCAUACAACGAUUGCAUCACAGUCCGCAAGCCAUGGAACACAUCCCCCUCAUGGAUCAACUCCAGCUUUGGGUCCGUUACUGGGCAGACAGCCACAACACUUGAACCAGGGUGGAUCUUCACGGGGUAAUUAUUAUCCACAGGGAUUGGGUCUCCCUUCUCCAAAUUCAGCUGCUGCAGCAGCAUUAGCGGGUACAAUAUCUCCAGGCACUGGGUUUAUGUCACUUGUCAACCGGCCAUAUCCGCACCAAAUGGCAAUGCAGCAUGCAGCACAUGCAUUACACGCCCAAAAGGUUGCGGCUGCUGCGGCAGCUGCAGGUCAUUCUCACAUGAGCCCCAUUUUAGGAGGAGGAGGUCCUGCAGGACCUGGCAAUGGAGUUUCUAAUGGCCCCCCUGGGUUUGGUGGUUAUGGAGUUUCUCCAUCUGUGCAUGGGCACCAUGGUCAUAUGCCGCAGGGCGCGUCUCCGGGAGCUGGUCACAUUGCAGCGCAACAAGGAGCUUCUCCUUCUCUUCUCACCACUCCAAGAGGUCCUCCUGGAUACCAUGAGAUGCGUAAUUUGAAUCCUCCUUGGAAUUUGCAGAGAUAAGAAAAAGAUGGUUGUCUACCAUCUUGAUUCAAUUCAUUGGAAAGUCAACUCUAGCUUGUCUUCGAAUUCUCCAGUGGGAUUAAGUUGCACUUCUGUGCAUGGUUUGGAGCCUUGCAAUCUCUUGUUGCUGAAAGUCUCUAUUUUCAGCUGUUUAAAUUGCUGCAUUUUUUUUUUUAUUUAUCUGACACCAUUGUGUCAAUGACUAAAAGAUAUGAAGCAUUUCAGGUCGUGGCUACCAAUUGUAGACGCUUGAUCAUAUGACACAUAAUUUGUUCAGUAUCUUGAAUUUUUCCUAGACAUGAUCCCCAAUAGAGCCUUCGCAUUGAAUCGAAGUUAUGAGAACCUUUCAUCUCUGUGAUACAGGCUGGAUGAGAGCAGUAGACAAAGGCAGGUGGUGUGGAGAGAUGUUCAAUUGAUACUGGAAUGAGGCAAUUGCCAUCUACUUAAUAUAUGCUGUUUUAAACAUGAUA